AUGGCCACCAGCCACACUUGUCUGGCUUCUGGGAUGGUCUCCUUAUUAGUCCAUUUUGAGUGGACCUGGGUCAGUAUUUUAGUGCCAGAUGAUGCAAAAGGUGAGCAGUUUCUUUGGGACCUUCGAAGAGAAAUGGCCGUCAAAGGUGUCUGCAUGGCACUUAUGGAAAAGCUUCCUGUGACAAAGGAAAUGAACAAGCCAGAAGAUUGGAUCUUCAUUCUCAGAAUCUUAGACUCAUCUGCAAAUGUGGUCAUUGUUUAUGGUGACAGAAGUACGUCCACGGCCCUGUUCUUUGCAGGAGGCUAUCACUUAACAAGGCACAAGCUGUGGAUCACUACAUCCCAAAGGGAAGAGAUUGGCUUAUCACUUAACCUCUUCCUAAAUACUUUCCACGGGUCCCUUGUGUUUAUACACCAGAGUUCAGAGAUACCUGGUUUGAAGCAUUUUUUAAGAACAGUGAAUCCUUCCAAGUACCCUGAAGAUAUCUUCCUUAGCAAACUUUGGGCCAACCAUUUCAAUUGCUGCUUUGCAGGCACUUUCUGUGGGGAAAAUCCUGAGUGCCCACCCAAUGCCUCCUUGGCAUCUCUUCCUAAGCCCUUUAUGGACAUGGCAAGGAUGAAAUCCAUCCAGUAUCUCUACAACAGUGUACACCUGGUGGCCCGAGCCCUCCAUGAAAUGAUUGUUAUGGGAGGAGAAGAAACAGGGUCCCUUCGAGAUGCCAGAUUCCCUGUGUGGCUGCUCCACCCAUUCCUAAAACACACGCAACUGGAAAACAGCGUCGGAGAACGUGUUUCGCUGGAUGAAAACAGACUUGAGAUGUCACGAUAUGACAUUUUAAAUUAUUUGAACUUUCCUGAAGGGUUUGAACUUCACGUGAAAGUAGGAGAGCUCGUUUCCCAGGGCCUCCAUGGCCACAGUUUGACGAUUUGGAAGAAGCUGAUAGAAUGGCCUAUUGGAUUCGAAGAGACUCCCCACUCGGUGUGUAGCAAGAGCUGUGGCCUGGGAUUCAUGAAAAUUCCUCAGGAAGGGCAGCCUUCCUGCUGUUUCCAUUGUAUUUUGUGUCCAGAAAGAGGAAUAACUAAUGAAACAGAUAGCGAUCAAUGUAAGGAGUGUCCCCAGAGUGAGUAUCCCAACAUGGAGAGGAACCGCUGCCUACCCAAAACUGUGACCUUCCUGGCUUAUCAAGACCCCCUGGGGAUGGCUCUGGCCUGCACAGCUCUGUGCUUCUCUGUCAUCACUGCCAUGGUUUUGUGGGUCUUUGUGAAGUACCGAGACUCUGCCAUGGUCAAGGCCAACAACCGCACCCUCAGCUAUGUCCUCCUCCUCUCCCUCCUCUUUUGCUUCCUCUGCUCCUUACUCUUCAUCGGCCGUCCAAACACAGUCACCUGCGUCCUCAGCAAUAUCUCCUUCGCAGUCAUAUUCACUGUGGCUGUUUCCACUGUUUUGGCCAAAACCAUCACUGUGAUUCUGGCCUUCAUGAUCUUGAGACCGGGGAGAAUUAUGAGGCAGUUGCUGGUGUCUGGGGUUGUGAACUCGGUGGUUCCCAUCUGUUCCCUUAUCCAAUUGAUUAUUUGUGGCAUCUGGCUGGGAACCUCUCCCCCUUUCAUUGACAUAGACUCAUCCUCUGAACCCAGGAGCAUCAUCGUUGAGUGCAACAAGGGCUCUGUCUCUGCCUUCUACUGCGUCCUGGGAUACCUGGGCUUCCUGGCCCUGGGAGCCUUUUCCUUGGCUUAUCUGGCCAGAAACCUGCCUGACACCUUCAAUGAGGCCAAGUUCCUGACCUUCAGCAUGCUGGUGUUCUGCAGUGUCUGGGUGACCUUCCUCCCUGUCUACCACAGCACUCAGGGCAAUGUCAUGGUGGCUGUGGAGAUCUUCUCCAUCUUGGCCUCCAGUGUGGGGCUUCUAGGCUGCAUCUUUGCCCCAAAGUGCUAUGCCAUCUUCCUAAGGCCAGAUGGAAACACAUCAAAGGGGUUAAAAGGUAAAGCAUAUUUCAGGCGGAAAUGA
This is a messenger RNA of Echinops telfairi (small Madagascar hedgehog), 2004 nucleotides long. RefSeq names its product vomeronasal type-2 receptor 116-like. The transcript has 4 exons. Gene Ontology annotation, molecular function: G protein-coupled receptor activity. The record is from RefSeq and is a predicted model, not a curated record. Gene Ontology annotation, cellular component: membrane. Lineage: Eukaryota; Metazoa; Chordata; Mammalia; Afrosoricida; Tenrecidae. Gene Ontology annotation, biological process: G protein-coupled receptor signaling pathway. The coding region runs from base 1 to 2004 and encodes 667 amino acids.